Scophthalmus maximus (turbot) is the source of this 7402-nucleotide messenger RNA. RefSeq names its product kielin cysteine rich BMP regulator. Gene Ontology annotation, molecular function: protein binding. The transcript is spliced from 46 exons. Lineage: Eukaryota; Metazoa; Chordata; Actinopteri; Pleuronectiformes; Scophthalmidae. The coding region runs from base 576 to 6896 and encodes 2106 amino acids. The record is from RefSeq and is a predicted model, not a curated record.
UCCAGACCAGGUUUUAGCUGAUUACCAAAACGGGGUCUCGGGGAAUCAACGCCAGUGAGCAGAUCUGGGUGGAGAGAUUUUUUUUUCAUGAGAGAAAGAGGGAAAACAGGAGAGAGAGAGAGAAAAACCCCUCCACUCACAGUUAUCCAUCUGGCUGAGGGGAGAUAAGAAUCGGUUACCUCAUGCGCACUGUGCACCUGAACUUUUUUUUUUUUUUUUUUUUGCAGACGUCUUUUUCCACUCUCAAUAGAAGAAGAAGAAAUGAUACAAAGUGUUUUCGAAUUAAUCUUCAGAGUUUCCGCCUCUUUGAUCGUGGUGUGAAAGUGUGGUGAAGACAUGGCCCCAGGGGGAAUCUGAGUGUGUGACUGCAGAAGAAGAGACGCCCUGCCCGCAUCCAGAUGUUCCAUGUUUCCCCUGCGCGCGCUCUGGAGAGGUUACUGCUCGCUGAGGAAGAGGGGGGGAUCGUGAAGGCACAGCCCGCUGUCCAUUGGCACCAGAUCAGAUUGGAGGAACAAUGAGCGUCAUGCUAUUUUUCUGAGGGUUUUCGGAUCACAGUUCAACUUUUCGUCCGGAGAAUGGAGAGCGGCAAGCUGAGGACGCCGCUGCUGCUGUGGAUCCAGUUGUUCUGGGUCUUUGCGCUGCGCGCGCGGGCGCACGCUGGUUCACAUCACGACAACGUGAUUGACCUUCUGGAAGCUCUAAACAUGUCCCACCACAUUAGUGGCGUGUCGAAGGCGCAGAGUCCCGAUGGCGUGAUAUACAGAAUCCGUCCCAGAGCACCCUACCUGACGCUGCCUCCAGAAUAUUCCCAAUUCCUGCACUCCAACCUUCUGGGUAGCAUGGGGGUGCAUUUCGUGGGGCGUCAGUCAUCAGGCUCCAGUGCCACUCUUUUCUCUCUCUCCUCUCCAUCCGCACCCAUUCUCCAAAUCGUCUCCUCCACCCUCAAUAACACGCUGCACUUGGAGUACCAGGCUGGAGGAGGAGCAGCUCGGGGCCUCACCAGCUUCCACUUCCCCACGAGCAACCCCUUCUCCGGGGAGGAGUGGGUCCAGUUGGCCGUGAGCCUGGAGCCAGAUAGACUGGCCUUUUUUGUGGACUGUGAAGAAGCUGUUGUUGUGCCGAUAAAGAGUGAAGGGAGGAUCAACCUGGAACUGCCUCAAAAUGUUGCCAUCACUCUUGCCAGCUCACCGCAAAGGAAGGACAGCAAAUUUAGUGGACAUUUGAAGACAGCUGAGAUUUCAAUGAAAGCAUAUCUAAGGCGCCCAUGGCUCUGCGACAAUAUUACAGAUAAUCUGCCCUCGUCUAAGUACGUGGACGACCAGAGCUCAGAUUCUGGGACUGACAGCAGUCGGACGUUUCAGCAGGGUGCUUCCCCUAGUAAACCUCCAACAAGCCACAGGCCAGUGGACCAAACCAGCAAUUAUCCCCAGGACGUCCAGAGUGACCAGCUGCAGAGAGGCGUUGUCCUGGGGCCGCCGGGAUCUCCUGAAGGGGUGAGGUCUGUUUCUCAGGUCCAGAAAGAUGACAGGCUGAAGACGCUGGAGAAGAGGAUGGACGAUCUCGCUCGUAUGCUGGACAUGGUCAAAGCUCAGAAUGUGGAGCUACAAUCACGUGUAAAGUACCUGGAGGGAUGUGAGUGUGUGAGGCAGCGAUGUGAAUGGGAGGGACGUGAAGUGGACGACGGCCAGCGCUGGCAAAUUGACCUCAGCACUGUUUGUACUUGCACAUCUGGAAAGGUCACAUGCCAACCUAACAUCAGAGGGUGCGAGCUGGAUGGCACAGUUCACAACGUGUCCUACAGCACUAUAGACGGAUGUCAGACAUGUACGUGUAAGGGUGGAAACAGGGAGUGCUCUCCGCUGCCCUGCCCUUCACUUGACUGCACACAGACGGAGACUGUGCUUGGAGACUGCUGCCAGCAUUGCAAGAGCUGUGUCCAUGCGGGUGUCCGGUAUGAACACAAAGCCAAGUGGAGACCAGAGGAGAGUUCCUGUGAUGUCUGCUACUGUUUGGAGGGUCGUGUUCACUGUGAGAGGGAGCAGUGCCACACCUCUUGUAAAAACCCAGCUGCCCCACCGCCCAAUACCUGCUGUCCAGUUUGUCAAGGCUGUGGUGUGAAUGGUCAUGACUUCCCUAACGGAGCUGGGAUUCCGACUGGGGACCGUUGUGAAGAGUGUACAUGUGUGAAUGGAAAUGUUGCGUGUUCGCCCCUUCCCUGUCCUGCUUUGGCUUGUCGAAACCCUACACAUCGGGCUGGAGACUGUUGCCCACGGUGUGAGCAAUGUGAUUAUGAGUCCAAGUUGUACGUGGAUGGGCAGAUGUUCCCCUCCGGGAGAGACCCCUGCCUCCGCUGCAUCUGCACUGCAGGUGAAGUGUCCUGUGAACGUCGGGAUUCCUCAUGUCCCACGCCGCGCUGUAAUCAUCCAGCUAAGCGUAAAGGAGAGUGUUGUCCCACAUGUGAUGAAUGUGAGUAUGACAGGAGAGUGUAUGCUCAUGGGGAAGCGUUCAUCCCCGCUGGGAGUGGACCCUGUCUACAGUGCAGGUGUAAGGGCGGGAGUGUAAUUUGCCAUGAAGAAAAGUGCCCCCCUGUCCAGUGCUCCAACCCUAUUAUAGACCCACACCGCUGCUGUCCACUCUGCAAAGCGUGUGUGUUGGAGGGCGUGGAAUAUGAAGAAGGCUCUAGCUGGCAAGUCCAGAACCCCUGCUCAAGUUGCAUCUGUGUGAAUGGAGAGACUCUGUGCACACAUUCACACUGCCCCCCCAAUGAGUGCCUGCAUCCCACUAAGACUACUGGCUCCUGUUGUGCAACGUGUGGAAGCUGCACCUAUAAUCAUCGUAUCUAUAGCGACGGACAGAGGUUUACGACCCCUGACCAGCCCUGUCACAUCUGCACCUGUCAGCACGGGACUGUGGCGUGUGAGAGAAGACCUUGUCCUCCACUCAACUGUACAAACUCAUACACACCCGCGGGAGAGUGCUGCCCUAAAUGUCCAGAUUGCUCCUUUGAAAACCGUGUGUUUGUGGACGGACAGGUUUUUCUCAAUCCCGUGAGUGUGUGUGAAGAGUGUAAGUGUGUGAGCGGCAGGAUUGACUGCCACCAAGCACAAUGCCCUCAGCCUCACUGUAAUGCGCCUCGACCUGGAACAUGCUGUCAUAACAACUGCAACGGUUGCAGCUAUACCGGGAAAGAGUAUCCCAAUGGACUGGAGUUUCCCCAUCCCACUGACAAGUGCAGGACAUGCAGCUGCAUAAAUGGGAACGUCCAGUGUCUGAUGAGGAGGUGUCCACCACUGCCGUGUUCCAACCCAAAUGUGCUGCCAGGAGACUGCUGCCCCCAGUGUCCAGCUCCUCCGUCGGACUGUGUGUAUGAACAACGAGCCUACAGACACGCUGAGCGUUUUUACCACCCGACCGACAACUGUCGAUCAUGUACCUGCACCAACGGGACAGUUCACUGUCAGCGCAAGCCUUGCCCCUUCACUGCAUGUUCUCACCCCGUCACACAAGAGUGCUGCCGGACCUGCGAAGGCUGUUCACACGAGGGUCGAGAGCGAGCUAAUGGGGAGACGUGGGAUGACGCGUCAGACCCAUGUGUCGCAUGUGUGUGUCAUGAGGGCUCUGUGCGGUGUGAAAGGAAGCGCUGCCGACCCUCCAACUGUAACCACCCAGUCCGCAGACAGUGCUGCAUGUCCUGUGAUGGCUGCAUGUUUCAUGGUAAAGAAUAUCCCGACGGCACUGAGUUUGCUGAUGACAAUGACGCAUGUGGUGUGUGUUAUUGUUACGGAGGGGAUGUCGUCUGCUCCAGGCUCCCCUGUUAUGGAGAUUGCAGCCACCCGUAUAAACCACCCGGACAAUGCUGUGGAGAAUGCGAACGCUGUUUCUAUAACACUGUUGUCCUCACCAAUGGCCAGUCGAUCCCUGACCCAGGGAACCCCUGCUCUGAAUGUACCUGCCAGAGUGGUUCAGUGCACUGUGUGAAGAAGACGUGUCCAGCAGCUCUGUGUCCUCACCCCGUCACCAACCCAUGUGGCUGCCCCGUCUGUGACGGUUGUCACUUCCAAGGCGUCUCAUAUGUUGACGGACAGGUUCUCCCAGGAGGAGAGAACGGAUGCAGGGACUGCACCUGCUCAAGAGGUGAGGUGGCAUGUGUGCAGAGAAGAUGCCCCGCUGUGUCAUGCCCACACCCUGCCCUGGACGGCUGUGCAUGUGGAGUGUGUGACGGAUGCAAUUUUAAUGGACGAGGGUGUUUUAACGGAGAGCGAUUCCAACACCCGACCGACCACUGCCAGCUCUGCUCCUGCUUGAACGGCGGCGUGGUGUGCACACGUGCAUCUUGUCCAAGCGUUGCCUGUGUGCGACCAGUGACUCCUCCGGGGGAGUGUUGCCCCGUCUGCACAGGCGUGUGUCUGCAUCAGGGCAAAGAGUAUCAGUCCGGCUCCACCUUCUCUUCCCCCUCUGAUCCCUGCUCCUCAUGCUCCUGUCUGAAUGAGGUGGUGAACUGUCAGAGGAGACCUUGUCCAGUCCGGUGCUCACAUCCGGUCCCCUCAGAAACCUGCUGCCCCGUCUGUGACUCGUGUCUGUAUGAGGGUGUCGUGCACUCUCACAGUCACACCUUCACACCCUCCCUCCACAACCCCUGCCAGCGCUGCACGUGUGUCAGAGGUACCGUCACUUGUUUGCCACUCGUCUGCCCACCGACGCCCUGCGCUCGACCCGUCACCAAGCCUGGACAGUGUUGUCCUGAGUGCACAGCGUGCAUGCUGGACGGACAGGAGUUCACCGACGGGCAGACAUGGACCCUCGGUUCAAACCACUGCUCGACCUGCACCUGCCAGGCAGGUGAAGUACAGUGUACAUCUCCUGGGUGUCCCAAGCUGAAAUGUAUGCAUCAGGUGACUGAUCCAGGAGCCUGCUGUCCUCGCUGUAGAGGUUGUAUGUAUGGAGCCGAGGAGCACGCCGAGGGCAGCAGCUGGUUCGCAGACUCCACGCCCUGCAUGACAUGUAUGUGUGUGGACGGGGUCACCACCUGCUCUGAAGUACACUGUCUAUCCCCAUGUAUCAACUUCAUCAGUGUGCCUGGGGAGUGCUGCCCUGUGUGUGCUGACUGUGUAUUUGAGGGCAGAGUGUAUGGCCCAGGGGACAGUUUUCAUCCAGCUGACGACCCCUGUCAGAUCUGCACUUGUGAGGUGAUGCCAGACGGAGAGCAGCACCUGAGGUGUUUACGAAAGCAGUGUCCCAGGCUGGUCGACUGUCCCAAGAGCAACAUCUUGUUCUCUGGCCCAGAAUCCUGCUGUCCUGUCUGUGCACAACCUCUCAGUAACUGCACCGCUGCCCUGAUUGGCAACGAGGUGUUGGCCACAGACGACCCCUGUUUCACCUGCCACUGCAAGGACCUGACAUGGACCUGCCUGCACCAAAUGUGCCUCCCAAUUUCAUGUCCUCUAAAGGAACAGUUCAUGCCUCCAGACUCCUGCUGCUCCGUGUGUAAAGACUGUGUGAUUGAAGGUCAGGGCAAGGUGACUAAUGGCAGCAGCUGGACAGACAGCGAAGACAACUGUGUGACAUGUACCUGUAAUUUGGGCCACAUUGAAUGCAGCAUUGAAGAGUGUUUGCCUGCAGUUUGUCUGGGUGGACAGAAGCAAGUGAAGACUCCGGGGAAAUGUUGCCCUGAAUGUCACGACUCAGGAGCCUCGUGUUUGCACCAGGGGACGGUGUAUCACAGUAACGAGCAGUGGGAGGUGGACGAGUGCACAAGCUGUCAGUGCGUAUCUGGAGACGUACACUGUCAUAGUGAACGCUGCCCUCCCCUCACCUGUACAACAGAUGAGAUGCCCGCAGUUGUCCCGGGUUUGUGUUGUCCUCAUUGCCUUCCCCGUCCAGCCACCUGCAUCGCCUUCGGGGACCCUCAUUAUCGGACCUUCGAUGGCCGCAUGCUGCACUUCCAGGGAGCGUGCACCUAUGUCCUGGUGCAGGACUGUGAGGGUGGAGACUUCAGUGUUCAUGUGACUAACGACGACCGUGGACGUAAAGGAGUGUCCUGGACUAAAGAGGUUACCGUGUUUAUAGGAGACGUCACAGUGCAGCUACUCCAGGACUGGGUUGUGAAGGUCAACGAUGAAGUUGUGAGUUUGCCAUUCCUCAGAGAACCGUACAUCUACAUUGAACGACAAACCAACACCAUCUUACUCAACACUAACAUCGGCCUGAAGGUGCAGUGGAGUGGCCGUUCACACCUGGAAGUGAGCGUGCCAGGCUCCUAUAAGACCCACACCUGUGGUCUCUGUGGAAACUUUAACAACUACUACCAGGAUGACCUCCGGAUGCCCAGCGGACGACUCAGCCUCUCAGAGUCCGACUUUGGCAACAGCUGGAGGGUCAAAAAUGGUAGUCGCUCCCUCUCAACUUGUCGACCUGGUGAAGAUGUCGACCCCUGCAAGGACGCAGGUUACCAGGCCAAGAAGGGGGCUAAUGCUCGCUGUAAGGUCCUGAAGUCCGCCGUCUUCAAGCCCUGCCAUCGCGUGGUGCCUCCUGAGCCGUGGUACGGAGCCUGCGUCUACGAUCUCUGUGCCUGCGGGGCCAAUAGUGAUGAGUGUCUGUGUGACGCACUGGAGGCCUACGCCAGUCAGUGCAGAGAGGCUGGAGUUGUCCUGCGGUGGAGGAGCCCGUCACUGUGUGCUGUGGGCUGCCCAGUGGAGAGGGGCUUUGUGUUCGACGAGUGUGGUCCCCCGUGUCCCGUGACCUGCUUUAACGUCGACGUGCCACUGGGGGUGAUAGAGAGCCACUGCUUCAAGCCCUGUGUCCCAGGCUGCCAGUGUCCUGCUGGUCUGGUUCUACACGACAGCUACUGCAUACAGCCCGAAAAGUGCCCCAAGAUCAUUCACGGCAACCACACAUGAUGCUCGCUCUCAGGAGUACACUUAAUAUGUAUACACACACACACACACACACACACACUGCCACCACCUCAUAAUCUGCAAUCCACACGAGGACUGCAUCAGCCUUACGUUACUGUAUACUGAAGUUUGAAAUGGAAAUAUAUCCCUAGUGGUGAACUCCAUGACUUAUGGAUUCUACACUUUGACCUCAUCAUACUGCAUUUGGAUGUUUAUAUAAACAUUUUUAUAUAUGAAUCUGUAGCACUGAAUAUUUAUAUUACACAAGAGUUUGUCAUGUUAAUGUCACAUGUCCAUGCCACAUGUCAAUUGGUACUUUACCUGUUUUACACACUCGUGAAAUAUGACAUUGGUUAACUUUUUUAUUAACAGUCAAAAGAGCAUUUGUUUACUGUACAGGUACAUUUCUGCCUGAUGUUGAUAUUGACUGUUUAUACAGUAAACCACGUGAUCUCAGGUAUUCUUUUUUUCUAUUUCCAUUUUACAAAUAAACAAAGGUUUCACCACUA